Molecule: messenger RNA, 2771 nt
Organism: Eublepharis macularius
Lineage: Eukaryota; Metazoa; Chordata; Lepidosauria; Squamata; Eublepharidae
Gene: LRWD1
Product: leucine rich repeats and WD repeat domain containing 1
Exons: 16
Coding region: 149-2491 (780 amino acids)
Biological process (GO): chromatin organization; establishment of protein localization to chromatin
Cellular component (GO): nuclear origin of replication recognition complex
Molecular function (GO): chromatin binding; protein binding
Source: RefSeq, a predicted model, not a curated record
CUCGGCUGGGGCUCCUUCCGCUUCCCCGAGCCAGCGCCAGCGGAGGCCGCGCGAGGAGAGAGAGGGCCCGCUCCCUCCCGCCUCAGAGGAAGGUUUUGGAAAGAUAUCAGACAGUUUUGGGUGAACUGAAAACUGGAAGAGAUUAAAAAUGUCCAAAAUAACUACAGAACUUCUGUUGGAAAGAGCAGUGCCGAAAUCCACAAGGCUGAGGAAGAUCAAAACUCUGAACCUGUCCAGAUUGCAAAUAACAACAGAAGAUUUGGAACCACAAUUAUUUUCUCAUCUCCGCCACCUCCAAGAGUUGGACCUGUCUGACAAUCUGCUAGAGCGGCUACCCGACAACCUAAGCCUGCCAAACCUCCGGAUUCUCAAUUGCAACAACAAUCAGCUUGAAGAUGUGACUGCCUUGCAGCAGUUCCCACAGCUGGAAGAACUAACCUAUGUGAAUAAUGUAUACCUGACACCUAGCGAUGACUAUAAGGUCAUGUUUCUUCUGCGAAAUCUCCGACAGCUGAACGGCAAGGAUGUCACCAAGCUGGCCAAUCACGUGAGGGUGGUCAACAGUCGUGAGCUGACCAGCAGGGUCACUGCUCACUGGGGGAAAAACUUCCGUAACCAGCUACCUAAAACUUUGUCACCUGAGCAACUGAAAUCGAUCAGGAAAAAAUUUGUCAGGUCUGCACAAGCUAAUGUCGCAUAUGGACCCAGCUCACUCAGCGACUUCACUCGAUGGCGGGUGAAAAUGAUUGCAGAGGAAUUCUUGACUUCACUGAUAAAACAAGAAGAUAACGCUGCUCCUGAAUCAGAAGAAAAGAUGGAGGAGGAGGAGGAGGAGGAGGAGGAAGAGGAAGAAGAAGAGAAGGAGGAAGAAGAAGAAAAGGAAGACAAAAUUGCAGAAAACGCAGCAGAGACAGCUUCUAAGGGCGCAGUAACCUCCAGCAAGAGGAAAGGGGCUCGUUCCAAAGGAGGAGCCACAAGCAAAAGAUCCCGUUCCCAAAGCAGCUCUAAGGAGGAACCGUCUCCCAGCCCCAAGAAGGCCAGCCGCUUGCAGGAUGAGCGUGGUUCCGAGGAACAGAGAGCGUCUCGCCCGCAGUCCAAGGAAUCUCACCCCACCCAUGAUUCUGAAGGGGCUCAUCGGAACGGAGGGCGGCUUCCAAAAACACAUAGCCACAAAAGGGCCAGUCAGCAGAAAGAGGAGCACAAGGAGGAGGAAGAAGAAGAGGAGGAGGAGGAGGAAGAAGAGGAGGAGGAGGAGGAUGGAAAAGAUGUUUGUAGCACCCCCGUCAAGGACUUGGAAGGCGAGGAGACAAUCAGCCUGGAGCCCAUCCAUUUUCUACAGUGUCACAGUAAAGGAAACAAUAGGGAUGACUUCAAAACCCAGCUGUGGGCCUGUGUUUUUGAGCCUCCACUGGACUGUGGGACAAGAAAAGAUCCAGUGGUGAGCUCAUCCAGGACAGCGGCUACCUGUGGCGGGGACUCGGUUUGUCUGGUUGACUGUGAGACUGGCAUUGUCUUGAAAAAGUACAAAGUGACUGGAGAGGAUUUUUUCACUGUUGCAUGGACAACCCUGACAAUGGUGACCAGUGAUGGGCGCAAAAAAAGGCACAAUGUCUUGGCUGCUGCUGGGAGGCGAGGAAUCGUGAAACUGAUUCACGUGACUGCUGAUUACUGCUAUGGGGAAAUCAAGGCCCACAAAAAGCCCAUCGCUACUGCCUGCUUCAGUCCAGUCAAUGAGACACAUCUCUUCACUGCCUCCUAUGACAAGAAGAUAUGCGUGUGGGACAUCGGAGUGCCAGACUGUGACUAUAAUUUCAAAGAAAGGCAGCUGAUGGUGCUGGAGACGGUGGCCACACCUUUACGGAUUGCUCUCGUUCCCUCUUGCCCAGACCGGUACUUAGUGGCAGGUUGUGAGCAAGGCUGCUUUGCCUGGGAUAUUAGACUGGAUGAGACGCAACAGAAAAACAGAUCUCAUGAAGUGGAGUUUCAGUUCCCGGAUGAUAAGGGGGAUGAGACUUCUUCCCACCGGGUGGAUGGCCUGGCCUUUUUGAAUGAAGACAUUGUGGUUACCAAAAGUUCUAAGGCGGGGUCCAUAAACCUUUGGAGUUGGAGCCGCUCUUUCAAAGAACAGAGAAAGGGGUCUCGGAGGACAGUGCCAGCGGUCAUUCUGGCGGAACUGGAAUGGUCCUCAACAGAUCUGCCUUACCUCACCCUUAGCACGUGCCCAACAGAGGAGUACGUCUUCUGUGGCGACGAGAAAGGAAGUGUGUGGCUGUAUGACCUCAGUAACCACUUGUCGGCUCUCAAUGCUGCCAAGGAAGAUCGUGUGACCAAGAGAAUAGGACCCUCACAGGUUCUUAAGUGGCCAGAACUGAAGGCAAAUGGAGAACCCUUGACAGACGUCUUGGUGAACAACGUGGUUGCGGACCCUUCCUUCACUUACCUGGUUGCUCUAACCGAUGUGAACAUUGCUGCGAUAUGGAAGAAAGCCUAGCUGGCCUGGCUUACUCCCCACCCCCCCCUUCCCAGGAGAGGCGCCUCAUUUUUCGUCCUGUUUCAGUAGUGCAGUAUUUGUGACCGUUCACGGAGAAUAACCAGAAGGGGAAAUUUUAAGUUCAUGUUAUCAAUGCAAGAAAAAUCAACAAAAGGGGUUGGUUAGAACUAUGUCUUGUUAUUGCCAAUACCUGCAUCUCUUAACUGUGAGUUUGCUUCAUUGGUGUAUUACGUGUAUUUGUUUUAUAGAAAGACAGUAUUUAAUAAAACUUGAUACCAGA